Molecule: messenger RNA, 1867 nt
Organism: Physeter macrocephalus (sperm whale)
Lineage: Eukaryota; Metazoa; Chordata; Mammalia; Artiodactyla; Physeteridae
Gene: GJB6
Product: gap junction protein beta 6
Exons: 3
Coding region: 353-1138 (261 amino acids)
Biological process (GO): cell-cell signaling; gap junction-mediated intercellular transport
Cellular component (GO): connexin complex
Molecular function (GO): gap junction channel activity
Source: RefSeq, a predicted model, not a curated record
GGUGGGAGCCGGGCCAUCCCGGAGCGGACGGAGGGCCGCUGCAGACGUCGCACACCCGCCGAGCUCGCGCUCCCUGCCCUUCCUGCCCGUCCGGCGGCCGCGCAGGCGCCGCCCCGCGCCGGACCCCGCGCCGGCCGCAUCCCCGCCAGCAGGUGAGGGGGCGCUACCUCUCGGCCCCUCGGGCGGAGGGCUUGUCUCCGGAAGCCGCAGCAGAGCUGUAAGAAGGAAGAGAACCAACAGAGGUUCUGACUGAACAAUUGCAAUGGGGUGAGAGGAAAAUUCUACUUUGCAGGCCCUCACCAUGCACCCCUGGCUCAGUCUGAAUGUUCUAGGAGCUGAGUGAAGCGGCAGGAUGGACUGGGGCACCCUGCACACGUUCGUCGGGGGCGUGAACAAGCACUCGACCAGCAUCGGGAAGGUGUGGCUCACCGUGAUCUUCAUCUUCCGCGUCAUGAUCCUGGUGGUGGCCGCCCAGGAGGUCUGGGGCGACGAGCAGGCCGACUUCGUGUGCAACACGCUGCAGCCCGGGUGCAAGAACGUGUGCUACGACCACUUCUUCCCCGUGUCCCACAUCCGGCUCUGGGCGCUGCAGCUCAUCUUCGUGUCCACGCCGGCCCUGCUGGUGGCCAUGCACGUGGCCUACUACAGACAGGAGGCCGCGCGCCGGUUCAGGCGCGGGGAGAAGAGGAGCGAGUUCAAGGAUUUGGAGGACAUCAAACGGCAGAAGAUCCGGAUCGAGGGCUCCCUGUGGUGGACCUACACCGGCAGCAUCUUCUUCCGGAUCAUCUUCGAGGCCGCCUUCAUGUACGUGUUCUACUUCUUGUACAACGGGUACCACCUGCCCUGGGUGCUGAAGUGUGGCAUCGACCCGUGCCCCAACCUCGUGGACUGCUUCAUCUCCAGGCCCACGGAGAAGACCGUGUUCACCAUCUUCAUGAUCUCCGCCUCCGUGAUCUGCAUGCUACUCAACGUGGCCGAGUUGUGCUACCUGCUGCUCAAAGUGUGUUUCAGGAGAUCCAAGCGAGCACAGACGCAAAGAGCCGCCCCCAACCAUGCCCUCAAAGAGAGUAAACAGAACGAAAUGAACGAGCUGAUUUCCGAGAGCGGGCAAAACGCCAUCACGGGGUUUCCUAGUUAAACAGCGCCACGCACCACGUAGCCGACGUAGCAUCACAGAACCGGGGCCUUCCCCGGAAGGCAGUGCCGACCAGGCGUCCUGGCCCUCGGCCGAGACUCUGUCCUCACAAACGGCUUUCACAAUUCGUAGAUACCCGAGUUAGCUUUCUGUAGAAUAAUUGGGCCGUGAAUGUGCCACGUAAUCAAAUGUGUGGUCCUGGCUCUACCGCCGGGCCUUGGUGUGACUUUUACAGGUGGGUUUAAUUGGACCGUCUGACAUGGGGGUAUUUCCUGAAAAUUUAAGGACGUAACUCUUGUCGACAACACGUUUAUCUAGAAAUUGAUACUUUUAUUAGGAAGAGAUAUUUUUAUAGGAUUGAAUGUUUUAGUUCUGAUUUUGAAUUUAUGUAAAGUAUUUUUAUAAUGACUGGUCUUCCUUACCUGGAAAAACACACAAUGUUAAUUUUAGAAUCAUGCCUAAAGUGUCUAAUAUUUAAGCUUCCUCUGUCUUGUCGUAGGUAUUGUUUUCCGUUGUCUGCUGACAGACGUGUGAACUGUCACGGCUCUGAGGGUGGAAAGGGUUCACUGUACAAUGUCUCUUCAGCGCUGUCUGGGCGUGGCCGGGACCGUAUGGAAGCGGGAAGCUUCGCAAAGGGGCUGCUUUGCAACGCUCGUGAACGGCUGACGCGGGAACGCGCUCCCUCAAUAAAGAUGAGCCCUUUGCUGAAGCCUUCUGUUCCUUCCGGGCCGC